AUGUCAAUGACAUUGUCAACAAGUCUUGCCCUUCGUGUUAUGAGGGUUGAGCGUGAGUUUAGGUGGACUGCAAAUGUAUAUGGCAUCAUGAGGAUUAAUGUCAGGUAUAUAUGGACGCCCGGCCAUUGUGGUGUUGCAAUGAAGAAGUUGGUGGAUAAUUUGUGUACACAAGCACGCCUGAGCAACAAGCCAUUAUACGUGGUAAAGAACGGUUCCCAGACAUUUCAAGCCAAUGUCAGGAGUUAUUUUGGAAAUGUACAACCAAGGCUCCUUGCUGAAAAGGCAGCCCUUGCCAACCGGCCAGUAAAGUCAACGGCAAGAAACGCGACCCAAGUACUCGCGAAACAUCUCAAGGGUGCGAGGAAGAGGGCGAAACGACUGUUGCAUACACAGAUUCACAGCAAAGAGGGGGGCAUAGGGGGCAGUACUACAGGUUCGGAUAUAGGCCCUGAAAUAGGUGGCUAG
Podospora bellae-mahoneyi is the source of this 465-nucleotide messenger RNA. RefSeq lists its product as uncharacterized. The transcript has a single exon. The coding region runs from base 1 to 465 and encodes 154 amino acids. NCBI's taxonomy places the organism in Eukaryota, Fungi, Ascomycota, Sordariomycetes, Sordariales, Podosporaceae. The record is from RefSeq and is a predicted model, not a curated record.